ACAUUCUCUACAUAGACCAUCAAUUGAUUACAUCACACACGGCUUGCUAGCUCUGUAUAUCUAAAACUUUCACAGAGAAACGAUCUUUUUAUUAGUGGCUGAUAUAGCUUAGUUCAUAAUUAAGAAGUUGUGAAUAUGGGAAGCCUCAGGUUCCUAGGAGCUGCCUUCUUGGUUUUAGUUGUUUUUGACGUCUGUUUAGCAGCUAGAUCACCAAAAGCUCUUGGUAGAGGGUCCGGUUCAGGUUCCGGGUAUGGUUCAGGCUCCGGGGGAGGAAACGGUGGCGGAGGAGGGGGUGGUGGCGGUGGCGGUGGAGGCGGAGGUGGGGGUGGAGGAGAAGGAUCAGGUUCAGGGAGUGGUUACGGUUCAGGGUAUGGAUCCGGUAGUGGUUAUGGAGGAGGAAGCGGUAGCGGUGGAGGUGGAGGUGGCGGUAAAGGCGGUGGAGGUGGAGGGGGUAACGGAGGUUCCGGAUAUGGGUCAGGUUAUGGAAGCGGCUCGGGAUAUGGAAGUGGCGCUGGUGGCAGAGGAGGUGGCGGCGGUGGUGGAGGUGGCGGUGGAGGAGGAGGAGGUGGUGGUAGCCGUGGAAAUGGAUCGGGCUAUGGAAGUGGAUAUGGUGAAGGGUAUGGAAGCGGAUACGGUGGCGAUAGUAACGGUGACUCACCCUAAAUCAUUCUUAUUGCUUAUUUUUACAUGAUAUAGGAACAUACAACAAUAAGGUGAUCGAUGUUUUGUCGUCACAUAUACAUCUUGUAUACUGUGUAAAUAACUCUUCUUUUGAUAUUGAAGAGAGACGAUGUGGUUUCACUUUCCAUAACUAGAAAUCAUAUGCAUUGGCAUUUAUAUAGAUUGUACCAUGCACCAUUUACUUUUCUUAUAAUAGCAUUUUGUACUAAACAUAUGUAUGUACCUUGUUUAUCCCACUUUUUGGUUCCU
This is a messenger RNA of Camelina sativa (false flax), 930 nucleotides long. RefSeq lists its product as uncharacterized. Lineage: Eukaryota; Viridiplantae; Streptophyta; Magnoliopsida; Brassicales; Brassicaceae. The record is from RefSeq and is a predicted model, not a curated record.